CUAUAAAUAUGUAAGCCUGGCCGGGUAGAUCAUUGCCUACUGGAUAACCGAAUUAUAGUGUUGAUCUUUGUGUAAUAGUCAUGGCUGCAAUUGCUGGGAGGACUCGGUUGGAAGUGGAAGAUAUCUCUUCGAAGGCGACAGUGCCCAACAACCACAGGGCAAAACUGAUGUACUAUCUGAGCUCCGUUACAACCGUGCUGGACAUGGACGACUCCGACUCGGCUAACCUGAGACGCUUGUGUGAUUACAGCAACUACAGCCGUCUGUCGUCCGAGGAGACUAGCCAGCUGAUCUUGCUCUGUGCGCUCCUCUCUCCGGACGUCCUGCUCAACAAGUGUAUAUUCGCGGACGACGACAUGUGCGGAGAGUUCUCAAACUCCUUCUACAAGAUCAGUGCUGUCCGGAGCCGCGUAAUGGUUAGUAGCAGUAUCAUGAUUGCCGGACAAAACCGCAGUGUUAACAAGGUCAUGUUUUUCAAGAUGGAAUGGCUUCGGGAAAACUAUCUGGAACCCAUCAAAUAUUUCGCUGACGAAAUGGAGGCUGAGAAACGUCGACAGGAAAGGCUUGCCAAGAAAAAAGACUGUGUCAUUUUAUAGACUCGACAGCAAGUUUAUCAGAACCACACUUAUAUACUUAUGAUUUAUUAUUGAUAUUAUAUAUAUAUAUAUAUAUAUAUAUAAAUUUAACUUGCAAAUAGACUGAGCAAAGGUGAACAAUCGGUGUAUCUGUGUGAACAAUGGCUACAGAAAUUGACCUUCACAACAAUAGGAUGGCAGACAUGAUUUUUUUUGGAAUCUGUGUGAAUACGAUUGUUCUUUACAUUACUUGUGGGUAAAUAAUUGCUUUUGUAAAUAUCUAAUAAUUAAAAGUCGUUUUAAUAGUUGGAAGAUUUCUUUGUAUAUCUACUGGUCAUCUACAAACUAAAAGGACACAAAUCAUUUUAGUAAGUCAGUAAGUCAUUUAACUGCUUAACAUUAUUUAUGGAAUAUUGGAUUUUAUGUAAUAAAUAAUAAAUAAACAUAUUCUUGUGAAGGAAACUAUAGAAUAAGAUAAUAAGUAUCCGAUAUCUAUUGCUAGGCCUUUCUGACUUCUUAAGUGGUAGAUCGUUACGAUAAAGUCUGUCCAGUUAUAGCUUGACAAAGGGACCAGUCGGUCUUGAAAUGUUGCGACCCGUUUAAUACGUACAUUGAUUGUGUAGAAAGUAAAAAUUUGAUAUUACAUAUUUCCAAACUGAUGAAUCUUAUUGAAGAUAUAGCUGUCCGAUUUUUGCAAAGUUACUGUUAUUUGUCUUUUUGUUUUGCCUCCACUAAUGAAGGUUAGGUCUUUUACCAACUCUUUCCUGUGAUAUUUCCUUACAUUACCCGUGCAGGUUCUGGGAUAGAAUAGGCCCGCUGUAUGAUCGUAAGAGGCGACUUAUGUGCCCUGUCUCCUGCAGAAUCGGGGGUGGUUUUCUUCCUUGUCUUCUGUUUAAGGGGACACAUUUCUUAUCUGUUCUGUCUCCUUUCUCUUUCCCGACGGUGUCUCCCUAGGCAUCCGCCCUCAUAUGACCCUGGCUGUUGUGAGGACGUAAAACCACAAAAAAAAACCACCUAAAAAACCCCGAACUUUCAUGAAACUACAAGUAAACAAGUCACGCAAAAUGUGCAUAGGUUGUACAUGUCAUUACCAAAACUUUGUUUCGUUUCGGCUCGAGAAACUAUUCCAUAAAACGCACAGAUUGUGUUGUAGGAAUCUGGCGUUUAGCCAAUUAACCCGUCUACAUACAUAUGUACCUGUUGUGUAAACAUUCAAUACAGAUGUUUUUUAUUUGCUACGUAAGAGAAGACCUAACUCAUCUCAAAAGGUUAUGAGUUAUUGGUUUAAAAUGACAUAUACUAUAAAUGAAUUAUUAAAAAAUUGAUUACAUGUUUUUGGCUUUAUUUUAGUAAACAUGUCUGGAAAACAGAUUAGGUUUGUAAACGGUUUUCAAUUUUCGCUUUCAUAUCAUAACAAUGUGUGACAUUAUUCUUUUGAUUAAAUACCUACAAUGUCUUGUC
This is a messenger RNA of Mizuhopecten yessoensis (Yesso scallop), 2036 nucleotides long. RefSeq lists its product as uncharacterized. The transcript has a single exon. The record is from RefSeq and is a predicted model, not a curated record. The coding region runs from base 81 to 596 and encodes 171 amino acids. Lineage: Eukaryota; Metazoa; Mollusca; Bivalvia; Pectinida; Pectinidae.